AUGGGUUCACAGUUCGCUGCCCCGUCGGGCUGGAAGCAGCUUGAUGUCGCUGUUAUCGGUGGUGGUAUUGGAGGUCUGUCCACGGCCAUUGCCCUUCGCCGAUCUGGACACAAGGUCACCAUCUACGAGCGCGCAGACUUUGCCGGUGAGAAGGGAGCCUCUGUAUCAUGCGCUGCCAACGGCACCAGAUGGUUGGAGGAGUGGGGAGUCGAUGUUCAGAAGGGAGAUCCCGUGCAUCUCAAGAAGCUCAUCAGCCGUGACUGGUACACUGGUGAGCCCUACAGUGUCUACGAUCUGGAGGACUACCAUGUGCGCUGGGGAUACGUCUACUGGAUGUUUCACCGUCAGUACAUGCACGCUAUGCUGAAGGACACUGCGCUCCAGGAGGAGGGUGAGGGUAUCCCUGCCAAGAUGAUUGUUAACCACAAGUGCAAGGACAUUGACUUGGAGAAGGGCACGGUGGAGUUUGACAACGGCGUAACAGUGACACACGACCUCAUUGUCGGUGCCGACGGUAUCGGCUCUGCAGUUCGUGGUAUUGUCGGUAUUCACCCAGAGAAGCGCCCUGCACCCUCCAGCUGUCUGCACGCAAACGUCAUGACCGAGGAUGCCGUCCGUCUGGGUCUUACCGACUACUCUGCAGACAACGCCCUCGAGUACUGGGGUGGCCAGGAGGGCAAGUUUGACAAGAUCGUGCUCAGCCCUUGCAACGGCGGCAAGCUGCUGUCGUACUACUGCUUCUUCCCCCGUGAGAAGGGUGACUACACAUCGCAGGCCUGGGGUGCCGAGGACCUGCCGGUCGAGGACCUGCUCGCCCCCUACCCCGAGCUCGACAAGCGCGUCCGUGACCACCUUGCCAUCGGUAUUGAGGUGCAGCCCUGGCGUCUCUGGGUCCACGACCCCUACCCUUUCAUGAACAAGAAGCGCGUCGCCAUCCUUGGUGACGCCGCCCACCCCAUGAUGCCUCACCAGAGCCAGGGCGCCUGCAUGGCCAUUGAGGAUGCUGCUGCCUUGGGUAUCGUCUUCAGCAAGAAGUACUUCAACGGCGACGUCGAGGCAGCUCUGCAGGUCUACUCGGACGUGCGCCUGCCGCGCGCCUCCAAGGUCCAGGCUGCCGCUGCCAAGGCCGCCUACAACAUCAACGAGCGUAUCGGUUUCUCCAGCAACACCGACGUCGAGGGUUACAAUGUCGAGGACGAGAGCGCCAAGCUCACUAUCGAGGAGAUGAACGGCUACGACAUGUACCGCGACGUUGAGGAGAAGAUUGCCAAGCGCGACGGUGCGCAGGUUAACCCAAAGUUCAUCACUGGUCUCCCCGUCGGCCUGAAGCUGUCGAAUGGUGUUACAAUUGGUCAAUAA
Molecule: messenger RNA, 1359 nt
Organism: Pestalotiopsis fici W106-1
Lineage: Eukaryota; Fungi; Ascomycota; Sordariomycetes; Amphisphaeriales; Sporocadaceae
Exons: 2
Coding region: 1-1359 (452 amino acids)
Molecular function (GO): FAD binding; monooxygenase activity
Source: RefSeq, a predicted model, not a curated record